AGGUUCACCAGAUCGAGAUGGAAUUCAGCCCAGCCCACAUGAACCACCCUACAAUAACAAAGCAGAGUGUGCGCGUGAAGGAGGAAAAAAAGUUUCGAAGAAAAGCAAUGGGGCACCGAAUGGAUUUUAUGCAGAAAUUGAUUGGGAAAGAUAUAACUCACCCGAACUGGAUGAAGAAGGCUACAGCAUCAGACCAGAGGAACCCGGCUCUACCAAAGGAAAACACUUUUAUUCCUCAAGUGAAUCAGAAGAGGAAGAAGAAUCACACAAGAAAUUCAAUAUCAAGAUUAAACCUUUGCAAUCUAAAGAUAUUCUUAAGAAUGCUGCAACUGUAGAUGAGCUGAAGGCAUCAAUAGGCAACAUCGCACUGUCCCCAUCACCAGUGAGGAAAAGUCCGAGGCGCAGCCCGGGUGCAAUUAAAAGGAACUUAUCCAGUGAAGAAGUGGCAAGACCCAGGCGUUCCACCCCAACUCCUGAAUUUAUAAGCAAAAAGCCUCCAGAUGACACUGUGGCCCUUGCUCCCCUCUUUGGCCCACCAUUAGAAUCAGCUUUCGAUGAACAGAAGACAGAAGUCCUUUUAGAUCAGCCUGAGAUAUGGGGUUCAGGCCAACCAAUUAAUCCAAGCGUGGAGUCGCCAAAGUUAACAAGGCCUUUUCCCACUGGAACACCUCCACCACUGCCUCCAAAAAAUGUACCAGCCACUCCCCCUCGAACAGGCUCCCCCUUAACGGUUGCACCAGGAAAUGACCAGUCAGCCACAGAGGCCAAAAUUGAAAAACUACCAUCCAUCAAUGACUUGGACAGCAUUUUUGGCCCAGUGCUGUCCCCCAAGUCUGUUGCCAUUAACACUGAAGAAAAGUGGGUCCAUUUUUCUGAUACGUCCCCGGAACAUGUUACUCCAGAGUUGACUCCAAGGGAAAAGGUGGUGUCCCCACCAACUGCAUCAGACAACCCAGCUGACUCCCCAGCUCCGGGUCCCCCAGGCCUCUCGGGUCCCCCAGGGCCUCCUGGUCCUCCUCGAAAUGUACCGUCUCCACUCAAUUUAGAAGAAGUCCAGAAGAAAGUCGCUGAGCAGACCUUCAUUAAAGAUGAUUACUUAGAAACAAUCUCAUCUCCAAAAGAUUUUGGGUUGGGACAGAGAGCAACUCCACCUCCCCCACCACCACCCACCUACAGGACUGUGGUUUCAUCCCCUGGACCUGGCUCGGGCAGUGGUACAGGGACCACCAGUGGUGCAUCAUCUCCUGCUCGACCAGCCACUCCCUUGGUUCCUUGCAGCAGCUCUACUCCACCUCCACCUCCUCCCCGGCCUCCAUCACGGCCAAAGCUACCUCCAGGAAAGCCUGGAGUCGGAGAUGUGUCCAGGCCCUUUAGCCCACCCACACACUCUUCCAGCCCUCCUCCGAUAGCACCCUUAGCCCGGGCUGAAAGCACUUCUUCAAUAUCAUCAACCAAUUCCCUGAGUGCAGCCACCACUCCCACAGUUGAGAAUGAACAGCCUUCCCUCGUUUGGUUUGACAGAGGAAAGUUUUAUUUGACUUUUGAAGGUUCUUCCAGGGGACCCAGCCCCCUAACCAUGGGAGCCCAAGACACCCUCCCUGUUGCAGCAGCGUUCACAGAAACGGUCAAUGCCUACUUCAAAGGAGCAGAUCCAAGCAAAUGCAUCGUUAAGAUUACCGGAGAAAUGGUGUUAUCCUUUCCUGCUGGCAUCACCAGACACUUUGCCAACAACCCAUCCCCAGCUGCUCUGACUUUCCGGGUGAUAAAUUUCAGCAGGUUAGAACACGUCCUGCCAAAUCCCCAACUACUUUGCUGUGAUAAUACACAAAGUGAUGCCAAUACUAGGGAAUUCUGGGUAAACAUGCCCAAUCUGAUGACUCACCUAAAGAAAGUGUCUGAACAAAAACCCCAAGCUACAUAUUACAAUGUGGACAUGCUCAAGUACCAGGUGUCUGCCCAGGGCAUUCAGUCCACACCUCUGAACCUGGCAGUGAACUGGCGAUGUGAGCCUGCAAGCACUGACCUGCGCGUAGACUACAAGUACAACACAGACGCAAUGACCACUGCUGUGGCUCUCAACAACGUACAGUUCCUGGUUCCCAUAGAUGGAGGAGUAACUAAGCUCCAGGCUGUGCUCCCCCCAGCAGUCUGGAAUGCUGAACAACAAAGGAUAUUGUGGAAGAUUCCUGACAUAUCUCAGAAGUCAGAAAAUGGAGGUGUGGGUUCUUUAUUGGCAAGAUUUCAGUUAUCUGAAGGCCCAAGCAAACCUUCCCCAUUGGUUGUCCAAUUCACAAGUGAAGGAAGCACUCUUUCUGGCUGUGACAUUGAACUUGUUGGAGCAGGGUAUCGAUUUUCACUCAUCAAGAAAAGGUUUGCUGCAGGAAAAUACUUGGCAGAUAACUAAUAAAAUCUUAUGCAAGGACUUGGAAGAUUCAUAUAAUGGAGAACUGUUAAUGAGAAAUAGGUUUUAAUUCUGGUCUGAUGAAAACAAACCAAUAACUGUACUUGGGAUAGAUCAGCUGGAAAGUCAUUGGUUUUUCCACCAUGAUUUCCCUCCCAUAGUACCAUGGUGACCAGUCCUACAGUAUUUACUUCUAGGUGUAAUAUUGUUAAUGGUUUUAAAAUGUAAUUAUUGUAUUUGUAAAUUGUACUUUCAUUCCAGUAAGGCAGUUAGACACUUGAGUUUUAGUAUUUUACCGUUCCUGAAACAGAUGUAAUUUAAAUUGUGGUAUGUAAAUUUAAUAGUAGUACUGUUGAAUGGCACAAUGCUUACAGAGGUAGAUUGCAUUUUGUCAAUAUAUAAAAUUUAAAUAUAAUAUUGAUAGCUGUCACAAAGGGGGUGCCACAUAUAAGAAAUUUAAAUGGAGCCAGAAGGAAAAAAACUUACUUUUCUUCAGUUCUCAGUAUGUUUUACUCUAGUGCUAAAUAAAAAUUCUAUCUUCAGAUGUUUAGUGGGUUAAAUUCAGAAACUAUUUCAAAAAAAAUUCUAAGGCUAAAGCAUAUUCACAGAAAUGCAUUACUUACCACUUUUUAAAAAGCUUUUUUUUCAAACUGCAAAUUUCAUAAAAAUGCAAACUGUGUAAACAGGGCCUCUUAUUUUUAUAACUUGUGUAAAAAGGGAAAGGAAUUCAUAUUUAAAGUUUAAGUAUAUUAAAUUAUAAUCAAGAGUAAAGAAGAUGUUGAAAUCUUAACUAGUUUCCCUUUUCUCUACAGUUUAGCAAGUGUAGAGGACUGCUGAAUAAUUAAUCACACAAAAACCAAAAUUGUGAUUUUAAGGUUUCAAGAAUUUCCAUAGUCAAACCGAUCAAUAACUUUUGCACAAUUACUCUGAAUAGAUGGUCUCUGUUGUCCAUCUUGGAGGAAUGAUACGUGACUUCCUCUUUACCCACAGGAAUCAAAACAUUGGGAAUAAAAAUCUUAGGCAAAAAAAAACCUUUUUUGGUUCUCUGUUUAGAUCCAAAGGAAGAAUUCUAAUUGUUAUCAUUUAUGUCAUUUGGGAAGGAAGAAGUAAACUUUAUAAAUGAAAUUCUAUUCACAUUAUUGUGCAAUACAUUUUCUUUUGGUUGACUAAGAUUCAUUGUAUAAAACUGUGAAUCAUUGCCCUUCUUUGGGAAUCAAGAGUCAUCAAAGUCACUUCACUGUUGCAAGGUACAAUAAACGCUACAAUUCCCUGACCUGUAUCCAUGUCAUGGGAAUUCAGAGAACUUCGUUAGCAGUCCCAGUUGUAAAACCUUCCCACACUAAAAUCUAAAAAUAUUUGUCUUCCUCUAGGUCAUAGAACUUAUUUUAAAUAUAAACCAAUUCCUAUUUUAGGUUAUAUUAUCAAAUAACUAGAAUUAAGUCAUUAUGUGUAUCAAUUGCUAAAUUUCAUUUUAGUCACUCAAAUUUAACAAAGAAUCUUCAACCCCCUUAAAUUUUAGAAUCAAAUUAAAUUUUUUAAAUCUUACUUUUAAAAUGUGAUUGUGACUGGGAAUUGUUUAUAGUGGAACUUUUUAAAUUCAUAUUUGUACUCUUUGAUCAAUGCUUGCUACCAAGAAAAUAUUCAAAAUUAUCUGCUUUGCCUUGCAGACAUCUUACUGUUCCAACACUCUCUCAAUCAGUUCCCCAAAGCAGCCUGAAGUUUUUUUGAACAAACUAAGUAAUAUACUCAUUUUAAGUAAAGGUAUUCAAUUUGGUUUUGAAAUCAAAAUAAGAAAAAAAAGAAACAUUUUAAAUCCCAUGAAAUAUUGGGAAAUUUAGAACACUAAAAACCAAUGGCAAGUAAGCAGCAGAAAAUUAAGAAUCGUCCAGCAUAUGAACACAAAAAUCUUUUUAAUUAAUUCAUGGAAAAACAUACUGACUAUUAACACAAAGCAUAUUAAAAUGUGUAAAUAUUA
This is a messenger RNA of Castor canadensis (American beaver), 4376 nucleotides long. The record is from RefSeq and is a predicted model, not a curated record. NCBI's taxonomy places the organism in Eukaryota, Metazoa, Chordata, Mammalia, Rodentia, Castoridae.